This is a messenger RNA of Tetranychus urticae (two-spotted spider mite), 812 nucleotides long. Its product is annotated as apolipoprotein D. Gene Ontology annotation, biological process: response to reactive oxygen species; lipid metabolic process. The record is from RefSeq and is a predicted model, not a curated record. Lineage: Eukaryota; Metazoa; Arthropoda; Arachnida; Trombidiformes; Tetranychidae. Gene Ontology annotation, cellular component: cytoplasm.
AGUUGAAAGUUAAGUACGCAAAUCGUUCAAUUAUAAAUUUACAGAAGCAAGUUGAAUUGAUUGUAUAUUUUAUUUGUUUGCAAUAGGAACCAUUUCAGUAAAAAAAUGUCCAACAAAAUCUUUUUUAUCCUUUUAGCCUGCUAUCUUGGCUCAAUUUCAUGUGAAAUUUUUGACAUCGGAACCUGUCCAACUCCUACUACAUUCAGCCCAUCUGAUGCUGCAAAGUUUUAUGGUAAAUGGUAUGAAAUCGCUCGAGUUGAAAGUGGUACAGAAAAGGGUCUCCGGUGUGUUACCUUUGAUAUUGCAUCCAAUGCAUCUUAUUUAUCUGGCCAUCCAGUAACACAAACUGGUUUCGAUGACAAAAACAAUGAAUACAUUUAUAUUGGCAAUCUUCAGAUGUGGGAUGAUCAAACUGUUUUUGAAUAUGGAAAUUUUGAUAUUUUGGACAUCGAUCUUGCUUAUGGCUAUACAGUUGUUGAUACUGAUUAUGAUAACUACGCCAUUGUACUUGGUUGCUCUGAACUUCCUCCAUUUGGUUAUUGGUUUCCCUUCUUACUUGUCAGAAUACGUGUUGCAUGGAUCCUCUCUCGAACACCUACACUGGAUGCUGAGCUUCAAAGCAAAUUGGUUGAUUUAUUGGCUAAAAAUGGAGUUGGCCAAAGUAAAUUGACUUUCAACAAAUUCGAUAGCUGCCCAUCAUAUUAUUGAUCACCAAGCAAAAUAAAAGUCUAACGUUUAUUGUGAUUUUUACAUACGUUAAAACUUGUCUAGUGUAAGCAAAUGUUGAAAUAAAAGUUUUGAUUGUUCGUCAA